Passer domesticus (house sparrow) is the source of this 3588-nucleotide messenger RNA. It is a transcript of the gene SIPA1, whose product is annotated as signal-induced proliferation-associated 1. The record is from RefSeq and is a predicted model, not a curated record. Gene Ontology annotation, biological process: regulation of small GTPase mediated signal transduction; activation of GTPase activity. Gene Ontology annotation, cellular component: cytoplasm. Lineage: Eukaryota; Metazoa; Chordata; Aves; Passeriformes; Passeridae. Gene Ontology annotation, molecular function: GTPase activator activity; protein binding.
CCCAGACCCCCGGACCCCCCCCAGACCCCCGGAACCCCCCCAAACCCUGGGACCCCCCCGGGACCCCCCCAAAACCCCCGGGACCCCCGGCUGGGGGGGUGACAGCGACAGGAGGGGCCGCAGGUGUCACCGGCGCCCCCCGCCCCAGCGAUCGCCGCGGCCGGAGCCCCCCCGCCCACCCCGGGACCCCCCCAUUGACCCGGCCCGCCGAGGGGCGCGUGGGAAAAGGGGCGGGGCCUCCCGCACGCGGGAAUCCGCCGGCAGCCAAUCAGAGCGCGCCGCCCGUUCCCACGUUCCCAUUGAGAAAUCGCUGCCUUCGGGAUCCCCGCUACAACCGGGGCGGGGGAGACCCCCGGGGGGGCCCUGAGGGUCUCUCGGGGUUCCCUGAGGAUCCCGGGGGGGUCCUGGGGAGUCCCUGGGGGUCCCGAAAGGUCUCAGAGCGGCCCUUGGGGGUCGCGGUUGGGGGGUGAUUGAGGGGUCCUAGGGAUUUUCGGGGUUAUUUUUGGGGAGGGGGCCAUGCAGUCCGAUGAUCUCUUCCUCCGCAAAAUGCGGGGUCCCUUGGCCCGGCCGCCCCCCGCCCCCGCCGGUUCGGCUGGGGGGGUCCCCUCUCCGCCCCCCUCCCCGGGGGGAUCCGCGCCCCCCCGGCAGCGCAGCGGCAGCGAGGCGGCUCCGGGGAGACCCCCGGAGGAUGGGGAGGGGUCCCCCCGGAGCCGCAGCCAAAGCCAGGAGGAGGCGGCGGGGGGCGGCAGCCCCAGCUCCCCCCGCUUCCGCGACCCCCUGCUGCUGCUGGGGCUGGCGGCGCCCGGGGGCGACCCCGAUUCCUUCCCCCGCCCACCCUGGAGCCCCCUCCUCGCCCAUUACGACGUCCAGAGCAUCCUCUUCGACCCCAGCGAGCCCCCCCCGGGCCCCCCCGGCCUCAUCUCGGGGGCUUCGGCCGCUCACCUGGAGCCCGAGGAGCCCCCCGGGACCCCCCGCGCGCCCCCCGAGCCCGAGGCGCUGGUGCUGAGCUGCCCCCGCUUCUGCUGCGAGACCGGCGGCGAGCAGGAGCCGGGGCUGGGGUCGCCCCGGGGCCCCCCCGGGCCGGGGCAGCUGCCGAAUGCGGCCGUGGCGGUGCUGGAGGAGCCCCCGGCGGGGGGCGCGACCCCCCGCACCCCCAUCGAGCACAGCGACGAGGGCGCCGAGUAUUACCGCAAGUACUUCUACGGGAAAGAGCACCACAACCUGCUGGGCGAGGACCCCCGGCUGGGGCCCGUGGCCGUGUCCCUGCGGCGGGAGGAGAAGGAGGGAGCGGGGCCGCAGGCGCUGCACAGGAUCAUCCUGCGCACCUGCCAGCUGCGGACGCUGCGGGGGUCGGUGCUGGAGGAGGCGCUGCCCCCCGGCUGCCGCCCCCCCCGGGGGUCGGGCCGUGCCCCCCCCCGCAAGCUGCUGGAGCUGCUGCUGCCCGGGCUGGCCGUGGGGGGGCUGCGCCUCGCCCCCUCCCCCGCCGUGCAGGAGACCCUCCUCAAAUUGGACGAGCAGGGGGUGAGCCGGCAGCGCAAGGUGGGGGUGCUGUACUGCCGCGCGGGGCAGGGCUCCGAGGAGCAGAUGUACAACAACGAGCGGCCCGGGCCGGCCUUCGAGCAAUUCCUGGCGCUGCUCGGCACCCGCGUCCGGCUGCGCGGCUUCGGCGGCUACCGCGCCCAGCUGGACACCCGCACCGACUCCACGGGCACGCACUCGCUGUACACCACCUACCACGGCUACGAGGUGAUGUUCCACGUCAGCACCAUGCUGCCCUUCACCCCCCGCAACCCCCAGCAGCUGCUGCGGAAGCGCCACAUCGGCAACGACAUCGUGACCAUCGUGUUCCAGGAGCCGGGCGCGCUCCCGUUCUCGCCGCGCGCCCUCCGCAGCCACUUCCAGCACGUGUUCCUGGUGGUGCGCGUGCACGAGCCCGGCACCCCCCGCACCUCCUACAGCGUGGCCGUGGUCCGUCCCGAGGACACCCCCCCUUUCGGGCCGCCCCUGGCGGAGGGGCAGCGCUUUUUGGGGGGCUCGGGGCUGCGCCCCUUCCUGCUGGCCAAGGCCAUCAACGGCGAGAACGCGGCGGCGCGGGGGGGGCGCCUGGGGGCCAUGGCCGCCCGCACCCGCCGCCAGUACCUGCAGGAGCUGCUGCUCGCCCACCCCGGGGGUCCCGCGCUGCCCGCGCCCCCCCCGCGCGCUCCCCACGCUCGGGGGGCUCCUGCGGGGAGGGGGCUCCCCCUCGGAUGCGGGGGGGGAGGCGGCGGCGGCGGCGGGGGGGCGGUGGCGGGGGCGCUGGUGUGGGGGGCUCGCCUUGAGGAGGGGUCUCCGGCGGGCGGGGGUCGCGGGCUGCCCUGCCUGCUGGGGGUGGCGGCCGAGCGCCUCGUGGUGGUCGCGGCGCCCCCGGGGCGUCCGCUGUUCAGCUGCGCCUGCCGGGACGUGCUGGGCUGGGGCUUCUCCGAGGGGCGCCUGGAGAUCUUCCACGGGCGCGGGGCCUGGAUCGCGCUGCGGCUGCCCCGCGGCAGCGCCCCGCAGGCUGCGGGCAGGCUGCGGGCGGUGACCCGCGGCUGCGAGGUGCAGGAGCUGGCGCUGCCGCGGGGGGCCGGGGGUCGCCGGGGGUUCCGCGUGGACCCCUCGGGGGUCGUCACGGCCGUGACGCGCUUCUUCGCCGAGACCGCGGGGCUGCGGCCGGGGGCGCGGCUGCUGCGGGUGGGGCGCUGCCCCCUCCCCCGGGGAGACCCCCGCAAGCUGCGGGAGCUGCUGCGGAGACCCUCGGGACCCCUGACCCUGCUGCCCCCCGACCGCGACGGGCGGCCCCGGCGGAGUUUCUCGGAGCUCUACGCUCGCUCGCUGGAGCAGGGCCGGGGCUCGGGGGGGGACCCCGACACUGGGGACCCCCGCGGGGACAUCGGGGACACCAGCAGCGACUCGGGGGGGGACAGCGACACUGGGGGGGGGUCCCCCGACCCCCUGAGGGUGCUGGAGCUGGAGGAGGAGAGCACCCCCUUCCCCCCCCCGCCCGAGGAGCCCCAAAAACCCCAGCGGGGACCCCCCCAGCCCGUGAGUGAGCCCGGGCACGGGGGACCCCAAAAACCCCAAAAUCCCGCCUGGGAACCCCAAAAUCCCACCUGGGAACCCCAGAUCCCCUUCGGAACCCCCCAAAUCCGCUCUGGAACCCCAAAAAAACCCACCUGGGAACCCCAAAAUCCGCUCUGGGAACCCCAAAUCCCCUUCUGGGACCCCAAAAACCCCCCUGGGACCCCAAAAAUCCACCUGGAAACCCCCAAAAUCACCUGGGAACCCCAAAACCAACCUGGGAACCCCAAGAACCCACCUGGGAACCCCCAAAUCUGCUCUGGGACCCCCAAAACCCCUCUGGGAACCCCAAGACCCCCCCCCCGGAUUCCGGAGCUCCCGCGGCCCCCCCCCGAGCCCGGCCCCCCCCCGGGCCCCUCGCUGCAGUCGCUGGGCAGGCUGCUCUCGGGGUCUGGGGACCCCCAGGAGGACGAGUGGGACGUCAUCGCCUGCCUGGCCACGGCCUGCAGCGGGGUCCUGGAGGCCAUCGCCCGGGGGCACCCCCUAAUUUGA